AUGUCAAUUUCAAUUCCGCUAGAGACAUUCUUUAAAUUCGAGUUACUUGUCAGCAUCAAUGUUUCGCAAGAACUUAAUUUUGAACUAGUUCCCAUUCUCACUCAAAACGACACUAAGAAUGUAAAUCCAAGUGCUGUUAGUGGUGAUUGCAGUACAAAAAAUAUCGAACUCAGGUCACUCGAUUUUCCUGACAGGCGGGUUAUCAAAAUAAAUCUCAACGAUAGCUUGAAUGGGAAAAAAUCCUCGAGCACGACAAGCCCGUUAUUUGAGGCCAAAGAUACCACAAUGGAUUUUAAUGUAUCGACACAGCCCCAUCAGUCUAUGUCAACCGGCGACCACAGUAAUAAUCUAGCACAAAAUAUAUUAAACGUCAAUAGUACAACUGCAAAUGAAGCUGCUGGUGAAAAUCUAUUUUCUAAUUUAGGACUGGAUAGUUCAAUAGAUUUUAGUAAAAUACUACAGGAUUAUUUAGAUGGGUCUGGCUUUAAAGAGCAGACGACUACAGAGCUGGACACAGCACUUAAUGACUUCGCCGGCGACCAGAACGUUUUGACACCUCCAAAGUCGCCCGAGUUCCCCAUGAUCGAAGCGGGAAAGGCAGACCUUGGACCUGUCCAGUCAGUGGAUGCGGAAGACAAAUGA
Molecule: messenger RNA, 642 nt
Organism: Wallemia mellicola CBS 633.66
Lineage: Eukaryota; Fungi; Basidiomycota; Wallemiomycetes; Wallemiales; Wallemiaceae
Exons: 5
Coding region: 1-642 (213 amino acids)
Source: RefSeq, a predicted model, not a curated record